AUGGCGCUAAUGUUUACAAGACAUUUCUUAUUUUUGUUAGUGUUAGCAAUGUUUGUUCACUCCAGUUUUGAAGAAUCUAUAAGCAAUUACUCUGAAUGGGCUGGUUUUGCAGAUGAUAUUGAUCAAUAUAAGACACAACAAGUUCAAGAUUUCAGUCACAACCAAAAACUGAAAAAAGGGAGUUUCCAUCCAAGUUUAUAUUUUGAUGCUAGAGACAUCCAAGCACUGAGACAAAAGUCUCGCACAAGCCAUUUGCAUCUUUUUAGAGUUAUCAGAAGUGCAGUUACAGUGAUGCUGUCCAACCCAACAUACUACCUACCUCCACCCAAGCAUACUGAUUUUGCUGCAAAGUGGAAUGAAAUUUAUGGUAAUAAUCUCCCUCCCUUAGCAUUUUAUUGUUUGUUGUGCCCAGAUGACAAAGCUGCCUUUGAAUUUGUCUUAGAAUACAUGGAUAGGAUGGCUGGCUACAAAGACUGGCUAGUUGAGAAUGCUCCAGGGGAUGAGGUGCCGCUUGGCCACUCCUUAACAGGUUUUGCCACUGCCUUUGACUUCUUAUACAACUUAAUUGAUAAUCACAGAAGACAAAAGUAUCUGGAUAAGAUAUGGGCUGUCACUGAGGAAAUGUAUGAGUAUUCUAAGGUUCGUGCAUGGGGAAAACAACUUCUCCACAAUCACCAAGCCACAAAUAUGCUGGCAUUGCUCACCGGUGCCCUGGUGACUGGAGUGGAUAAAGGAUCUCAAGCAAAUAUAUGGAAACAGGUGGUAGUGGAUGUGAUGGAAAAGACCAUGUUUUUGCUUAAUCAUAUUGUGGAUGGCUCUUUGGAUGAAGGAGUAGCUUAUGGAAGCUACACUGCCAAGUCUGUCAUACAGUAUGUUUUUUUGGCCCAGCGUCACUUUAAUAUCAAUAACUUGGAGAACAACUGGUUGAAAACGCACUUUUGGUUUUAUUUUGCUACCCUCUUACCAGGCUUUCAGAGAACAGUGGGUAUAGCAGAUUCCAACUACAACUGGUUUUAUGGGCCAGAGAGCCAGCUAGUGUUCUUGGAUAAAUUUGUAUUAAAGAGUGGAGCUGGCAAUUGGCUAGCCCAGCAAAUUAGAAAGCACCGGCCUAAGGAUGGUCCAAUGGUUCCUUCUACUGCCCAGAGGUGGAGUACUCUUCACACUGAAUAUAUCUGGUAUGAUUCAGAACUGACUCCACAACCUCCUGCUGACUAUGGCACUGCUAAAUUGCAUAUAUUCCCUAAUUGGGGGGUGGUGACUUAUGGGGCUGGCCUGCCAAACACACAGACCAAUACUUUUCUAUCUUUUAAAUCUGGAAAAUUGGGUGGCCGAGCAGUCUAUGACAUAGUUCACUUUCAGCCAUAUUCCUGGAUUGAUGGCUGGCGAAGCUUCAACCCAGGUCAUGAACACCCUGACCAAAACUCUUUUACUUUUGCACCAAAUGGACAGGUGUUUGUUUCUGAGGCCCUCUAUGGGCCCAAACUAAGCCACCUCAAUAAUGUUCUUGUGUUUGCCCCAUCGCCUUCAAGCCAGUGCAAUCAGCCUUGGGAGGGCCAACUUGGGGAAUGUGGCCAGUGGCUCAGGUGGACAGGUGAAGAAGUUGGUGAUGCUGCUGGAGAAAUUAUAACAGCCUCUCAGCAACGGGAAAUGAUGUUUGUGAGUGGGGAGGCUGUGACAGCUUAUUCUUCUGCAAUGAAACUGAAAAGUGUGUAUCGUGCUUUGCUUCUCUUAAAUUCCCAAACCUUGCUCGUUGUAGAUCACAUCGAGAAGGAAGAGGACUCUCCAAUUAAUUCCGUCAGUGCCUUUUUUCAUAAUCUGGAUAUUGAUUUUAAAUAUGUCCCAUACAAGUUUAUGAACCAAUAUAAUGGAGCCAUGAUGGAUGUCUGGGAUGCCCAUUAUAAAAUGUUCUGGUUUGAUGAUCAUGGCAAUAGCCCCAUAGCAACAAUACAGGAAGCUGAACAAGCUGCUGAAUUCAAGAAACGGUGGACUCAGUAUGUGAAUGUGACAUUUCAAAUGGAAACUACUAUGAGCAGAAUUGCAUAUAUUUUCCAUGGACCCUAUGUCAAUGUUUCCAACUGUAAAUUUAUUGAUAAUUCUAAGUCUGGAUUUCAGAUUUCACUAAAUGUCAACAACAGUGACCAUGUUGUUUCCAUUGUAACAGAUUACCAUAAUCUGAAGACCCGAUUCAAUUAUCUGGGAUUUGGUGGCUUUGCUAAUGUAGCACAUCGAGACCAAAUUAUCCAUUUUGGUUUAGGCACUGAAACUAGAGAGAAACCAGUAAGGAAUAGUAGUGUUUCUUUUCCCUUUGGUUUUAAAAUCAAUAUGAUAGUAGGGUUGAUUUUGGGUGUGAGUUUGAUGAUUUUAGCUUUUCAGUGGAGAUUUUACCUUUCAUUUAGUAAACUAAUGCGUUGGAUCCUAAUCAUGGUUAUAACAUUGUGGUUCAUUGAAUUGUUGGAUGUGUGGAGUACUUGUACUCAGCCUAUCUGUGCCAAAUGGAGCAGUGACAUGAUGAGCACAGAGGCCAAAACAAGCAAAAGAUCCAAGCACUCUGAAGGACACCCUAUUUCUCUGCCAGAUGUUGUCAUUACCUCACUCCCCAGUUCAGGAGCUGAAAUCCUAAAGCAGCUCUUUUUCAACAGCACUGACUUUCUGUACAUUAGGGUCCCAACAACCUACCUUGAUAUCCCUGAAACUGAAUUUGAAAUAGACUCCUUUGUAGAUGCCUGUGAGUGGAGGGUGUCAGACAUCCAGGGUGGGCAUUUCCGUUUGCUCAGAGGCUGGCUGCAAUCUUUAGUCCAGGACACAAAACUUCAUUUGCAAAACAUUCAUCUUCAUGAACCCAGUAGGAGCAAACUCACUCAAUACUCCACAGUGAACAAAGACAAAAAGAGAAGAUUAAAAAGGAGAGAGUCUUUGCUGGAACAAAAAAGUAAAAUUAAAGGCACUUUAGACAGAGAUGCUGAAUAUAUUAGAGACCUAAGGAGACACCUUAUCUUUUACCCAAGUGCACGCCCUGUACUCAGUUUAAGCAGUGGAAGCUGGACCUUAAAGCUUCAUUUCUUUCAAGAAGUUAUAGGGUCUUCGAUGAGGGCAUUGUACAUUGUAAGGGACCCUCGGGCAUGGAUCCACUCAUUGUUGUAUAAUAGCAAACCAAGCCUUUAUUCCUUAAAGAAUGUACCUGAGCACUUAGCUAUGCUGUUUAAGGUACGAAGAGAUAAAGACAAAUGCAACUUGAAUUCAGGCUAUGCUUUUGAAUAUGAGUCAUUGAGGAAAGAGAUAUCAGAUCCCAAAUCAAGUCCAGUGUCCUUACUGGCUCAUUUGUGGCUAGCAAACACAGCAGCAGCACUGAGAAUCAAUAAGGAUUUGCUGCCCACCAAUUAUCAGCUGGUCAGGUUUGAAGAUAUUGUGAAUUUCCCUCAGAAGACAACUGAAAAAAUUUUUACCUUUCUUGGUAUUCCUUUAUCUCCUGCUAGUUUAAACCAAAUAUUGUUUGCUACUUCCACAAACCUUUUUUAUCUUCCUUAUGAAGGGGAAAUAUCACCAACUAAUAUUAACAUUUGGAAACAAAACAUGCCUACUGGAGAAAUUAAGAUGAUUGAAGACAUCUGCUGGACACUAAUGGAUCUUCUAGGAUAUCCAAAGUUUAUGGACUGA
Molecule: messenger RNA, 3654 nt
Organism: Gracilinanus agilis (Agile Gracile Mouse Opossum)
Lineage: Eukaryota; Metazoa; Chordata; Mammalia; Didelphimorphia; Didelphidae
Gene: DSEL
Product: dermatan sulfate epimerase like
Exons: 1
Coding region: 1-3654 (1217 amino acids)
Molecular function (GO): sulfotransferase activity; chondroitin-glucuronate 5-epimerase activity
Source: RefSeq, a predicted model, not a curated record